Messenger RNA from Candidula unifasciata, 333 nucleotides. The record is from the annotation of a GenBank genome assembly. NCBI's taxonomy places the organism in Eukaryota, Metazoa, Mollusca, Gastropoda, Stylommatophora, Geomitridae.
AUGCCACUUUACAGUAGAUCAUCCAUGCCACUUCACAGUAGAUCAUCCAUGCCACUUCACAGUAGAUCAUCCAUGCCACUUCACAGUAGAUCAUCCUUGCCACUUCACAGUAGAUCAUCCAUGCCACUUCACAGUAGAUCAUCAAUGCCACUUUACAGUAGAUCAUCCCUGUCACUUUACAGUAGAUCAUCCAUGCCACUUCACAGUAGAUCAUCCCUGCCACUUUACAGUAGAUCAUCCAUGCCACUUCACAGUAGAUCAUCCCUGCCACUUCACAGUAGAUCAUCCCUGUCACUUUACAGUAGAUCAUUCAUGCCAAUUUACAGCAGAUAA